Molecule: messenger RNA, 1104 nt
Organism: Coffea eugenioides
Lineage: Eukaryota; Viridiplantae; Streptophyta; Magnoliopsida; Gentianales; Rubiaceae
Exons: 2
Coding region: 1-1104 (367 amino acids)
Source: RefSeq, a predicted model, not a curated record
AUGGCCAACACCCAGACAUUAAGGGAGCUGGCUACCCCAGACCUGACUCAUCAGCCAUUGUGCAUCACGUUCCCAACUCUGGCUGAAAAUACUUCUUUCGAGCUGAAAUCGGGGUUGAUUCAGUUCCUGCCUUCGUUCCAUGGUCUUUCUGGUGAAGAACCCCACAAACAUGUCAAGGAAUUCGAAGUAGUUUGCUCUAGCAUGAAACCUCCUGGGGUCACUGAGGAGCAAAUAAGACUGAGAGCCUUCCCCUUCUCUCUCAAGGAUGCAGCGAAGGAUUGGUUAUACUACCUACCUGCAGGUAGUAUCACCACGUGGGCACAAUUGAAAAAGAAAUUCCUGGAAAAAAUUUUUCCCGCAUCCCGGGCUGCGAGUUUGAGGAAGGAGAUUUGCAGCAUCAAGCAGUACUUCGGGGAAUCCUUGUACGACUAUUGGGAAAGGUUCAACAAGUUGUGCACUAGAUGUCCACAACAUCAAAUUAGUGAACAAUUGUUGAUUCAGUAUUUCUAUGAAGGGCUCCAGUCAACUGACAGGAGUAUUAUUGACGCUGCGAGUGGAGGAGCCCUGGCAAAUAAAACACCGAGAGAGGCAUGGGAGCUCAUUGAAGCCAUGGCAGAGAACUCUCAGCAGUUUGGCUACCGUGAGAGUAACCCCCCUCGAAGGGUUAACGAGGUAGAGACGUCAUCCAUCCAGCAGCAACUAUCAGAGUUGACGUCAGCUGUUAGGCAAUUGGCCAUGAGGGACAUGCCGCGAGCGAAAGUAUGUGGAAUCUGCACGAGUAUGGAACACUGUACGGAUACGUGCCCCAUUCUGCAAGAGGACGGGGCGGAACAGGUAAAUAUGGCCGGAGGCGUGCCCACGCCCCGCAGGCAGUAUGACCCGUAUUCCAACACGUACAACCCGGGCUGGAGGGACCAUCCCAAUCUCAAUUAUGGGAACAGGAAGCUCCUUGGAGGACCUAGUCAAAAGCCUGGCCACGACUACUACUCAGCUUCAACAGGAGAUCAGAUCCUUGGCAGCAAGUACCGCGCAGCUCCAGUAGGACACCAAAGCGAAAAAGAAGGACCAAGAAGCUCGAAUAAGCCAAUUGGCAACUGCCAUUAA